Molecule: messenger RNA, 993 nt
Organism: Cyprinodon tularosa
Lineage: Eukaryota; Metazoa; Chordata; Actinopteri; Cyprinodontiformes; Cyprinodontidae
Exons: 8
Coding region: 175-993 (272 amino acids)
Source: RefSeq, a predicted model, not a curated record
UGCUAUUGUCUCGCUAUCCAACUGAGAGUAAUAAUCUUGUCAGUCUGAGCCUUGAGACGACCAGUCAACAACCGAUGCUCAUUCUGUCUGCUUGAGACAAACCAAGACUAUAAAAGGCAACCUGAAGCUCAGAUUCACUUCACCUCACCACAUCCCAACACCUCCACCUCGAAGAUGACAAAGGACAUGUUUCCACAUUUCAGCAAGGCUUUGGUGAAAACACUGGGCUCCAGCAGUGACCUAAUCAGUAACAGAGAUCUAAACAGAAACUGGGAGUUGAUGACCCUUGUGAAGGUUAAAAAGAAGGACCAUUUGACUUUCUUAAACAACUGGAAAAGGUACAAGCCGUUGGACCUGAAACUGAGGAACAUUGUUAAAGAAGACCUCUUUCUGGAGCCAGAAAUUGAGCCCUUGGUGAAGGAUUACAAAAACUGUAGCGAGGUAGAUGGCAGUGUCGAAGUAGGAGGAGGCGAUGAUAAAUUUGAAGGUAAACUGAAGGGACACCAAGACCGCAUUGAUUCAUCAUCCAUUGUGAGCUUUGAGAAAGAGCAAUUCAGCAGCAAAGACAUGGAAAAUCUCACCAUGACGAUCUUUGAAGUGGAUCCAAAUAUAGUUCACAAGCUUAAGAUGAAAGAAGGAGAAAAACUGGCUUUUGUGAAGCAGAGAAUUUACAACACAAAUGAGAUCCAAGUUUCGACCAAGACCUGCAAAAGCGGGUCCUUUGGAUUAAAGCUUCUUCACUUUUUCUCGUUAGGUUUUGAGGGAAGCACAAGUGGCCAGACAGACUUCAAUGUGCCAGAAAAGAAAGUUGUUGCUUUUUCUCUGAAAGAGAUAAACAUAUGGGGCAACAAACUAGACCUUUCUCCUGAAAUUUCAUUGAGGAAAAUGGUCAUUGACUGUAAUUCAAGGGACCAGGACUCCAACCCCGGUUUUGUCAGGAAGGGCAUCAGGUCUAAAGUGUAUGUGCCGACUACUGAUUAUGCAAACAUCUAA